Molecule: messenger RNA, 1016 nt
Organism: Schistosoma turkestanicum
Lineage: Eukaryota; Metazoa; Platyhelminthes; Trematoda; Strigeidida; Schistosomatidae
Source: the annotation of a GenBank genome assembly
AAGAAAAAAAUGAUCAAUCCUACAUUCCCACACAUUUAUCAACAUUGAAAUCUAUACGUGCUGAUUUAAUACGACGUUGUGAUCAAUUAGUUGCACGUUUAGAACAACAAACAAUGCCACAUUCUACAUUGAAUAUAAACGAAGAAUUGAAUUACAUUAGUGAGAGUUUAGUUUCACUUGCGCAUAAACUUGAUGAUCCUGACUACAACUACGCGACGACGACAAAUGACAAUCCGUCAUUAAUGAUGAUGAUGAUGAUGAUGGGGAUGGAUAAAUUCGACAAACGAAUGCAUGAUUUACAAGAAAUUCAAAAUGAAUUCAUUUAUAUUGAAGGAAAUUUACAACGAUUAAAAUGUACCAUGACUACUGCGACUACAACUACUACAUCUAUGCCUUGUUGUUCUAAUGAGUUCAUCAAUAAAUUGAAUUGUAUUGAAGAAGAAUUAUAUGAUAUGCAAAUGAAUUUACAAAAUAAAAUUACAUAUUUAAAUAAUUUUCAUGUAAAAUACACUCAUUUAAUGAAUGCUUUUCAAAUAGAAUAUCAUUGGAUCAUGGAAAUAAUGAGACAAUUGGAAAUUGGCUUUGAUCAAGUUCACAAUGUAAUCACAAUACAAUCAGAAUUAAGCGAUUCACCGAUGAUGAAUAUUGAUUAUACGGAUACUAAUACUACUACUAAUAAUACUACUAAUACUAAUAAUCAUGGUCACCUACAACAAGAUCUUAUUGUAUUCUACAAUCUUAUUCACAUAUUAUCACAAUAUCAUUGUCAUAAACUUUUACCAUUAUUACAAGACUAUGAUCAAUUCAUUAAUGAUCAUCAUAUUAGACUAGAAGAAUUCGUUGCAUUUCUGUAUCACAACAGUAAUAAUAAUGAUAAUAAUAAUCUACACUUACCUUUGAUGGUGUAUAAUUUAUGGAAUAAAUUAAUUCUAGAAUUAAUACCAAAGAAAUUGAAUGAAUUGGUGAGUAGUAGUAGUAGUAGUAGUUUUAUUCAUUUAUUAUUGAUCAGUAGAUGA